This is a messenger RNA of Echinops telfairi (small Madagascar hedgehog), 491 nucleotides long. RefSeq names its product eukaryotic translation initiation factor 1-like. Gene Ontology annotation, biological process: translational initiation. Bases 1 to 342 code for a protein of 113 amino acids. NCBI's taxonomy places the organism in Eukaryota, Metazoa, Chordata, Mammalia, Afrosoricida, Tenrecidae. The transcript has a single exon. The record is from RefSeq and is a predicted model, not a curated record. Gene Ontology annotation, cellular component: eukaryotic 43S preinitiation complex. Gene Ontology annotation, molecular function: ribosomal small subunit binding; RNA binding; translation initiation factor activity.
AUGUCCGCUAUCCAGAACCUCCACUCUUUCGACCGCUUUGCUGAUGCAAGUAAGGGUGAUGACCUGCUGCCUGCGGGGACCGAGGAUUAUAUCCAUAUAAGAAUUCAACAGCGCAACGGCAGGAAGACCCUUACCACUGUCCAAGGGAUUGCUGAUGACUACGACAAAAAGAAACUAGUGAAGGCCUUUAAGAAGACAUUCGCCUGCACUGGUCCUGUGAUUGAGCAUCUAGAGUAUGGAGAAGUGAUUCAGCGCCAGGGCGACCAGCGCAAGAACAUAGGCCAGUUCCUUGUAGAGAUUGGGCUGGCUAAGGACGACCAGCUGAAGGUUCAUGGGUUUUAAGUGCUUGUGGCUCACGGAAGCUUAAGUGAGGAUUUCCUUGCAAUGAGUAGUAAAAUUCCCUCUGUCCCUUGUCACAAGUUUAAAACCUCACAGCUUGUAUGACGUAACCAUUUGGGGUCCACAUUUAACUUGGACUAGUGUAACUCCUU